ACUGACGUCAGAUGCAUUGGUCACGUGACCAACGUGUAACUUAUUUUGACGUGUCACAGAGCAUGUAACCAGGAAGAGCCUGCUAAAUUCUCACCAUGCUAACAGGAGAUACUAAUGAUGAAGACGUGUCUUUGUUUGAUGCCGAGGAAGAUGCAGGGAAAAGGUCAAAGAAGAACAUCAAGCAUCCAGUGGCGUCCUUCUUCCACCUCUUCUUCAGAGUCGGCGCUACGCUCGUCUACCUACUCUGUGAGUUUGUCAGCGGCAGUUUCAUCGCCUCCAUGGUUACCAUCAUCUUGCUACUCUCGUGUGACUUCUGGACUGUAAAGAACAUCACAGGCAGGUUGAUGGUGGGUCUGCGGUGGUGGAACCAGGUGGACGACGAUGGACAAAGCCGUUGGGUGUUUGAGUCGCGGAAGGGUACUGGGAAGCAACAAGCAUCGGAUUCAGAGUCCCGAAUCUUCUGGCUCGGACUGAUCAUUUGCCCGAUCAUCUGGGGCAUCUUCGCCUUUAGCACACUCGUCUCAUUUCGGAUUAAAUGGAUGCCUGUGGUGAUCAUGGGAUUGGUGUUGCAAGGAGCCAAUCUCUAUGGUUACAUACGGUGUAAAGUGGGAGGAAAGACCAGCUUAAAGAACAUGGCCACUAAUUAUUUUGGCCAGCAGUUCCUGAAGCAGGCGCUGUCUAAAGAAGAGGAAUCAUAGUUUUACAAUCUGCAUCCUUCCCAGUUAUUGUAAAAGUGGAGUGCAGGAAAGACUUUCCACACCAAGUGAAUAUUGUACUUUUUAUUUUUAGGUUAAUUGAUUCAUCAGAGAGACAUUUUAUGCAAAGGCCACAGGUUUGGUUGCUGUUUUUCAGUAGCUGACCUUAAGCAAUAAAAAGUCUUCACUAACAUCUCAGCCAUGAGUGAU
This is a messenger RNA of Cyprinodon variegatus (sheepshead minnow), 905 nucleotides long. It is a transcript of the gene tvp23b, whose product is annotated as Golgi apparatus membrane protein TVP23 homolog B-like. Gene Ontology annotation, cellular component: Golgi membrane. The coding region runs from base 96 to 698 and encodes 200 amino acids. Gene Ontology annotation, biological process: protein secretion; vesicle-mediated transport. The record is from RefSeq and is a predicted model, not a curated record. Lineage: Eukaryota; Metazoa; Chordata; Actinopteri; Cyprinodontiformes; Cyprinodontidae. The transcript is spliced from 7 exons.